Molecule: messenger RNA, 2705 nt
Organism: Schistocerca cancellata (South American locust)
Lineage: Eukaryota; Metazoa; Arthropoda; Insecta; Orthoptera; Acrididae
Product: UDP-glucosyltransferase 2-like
Exons: 7
Coding region: 110-1663 (517 amino acids)
Molecular function (GO): UDP-glycosyltransferase activity
Source: RefSeq, a predicted model, not a curated record
CGCCCAGCCGUCGUCAAGGGCUAAUCGGUCGCGACAGCGUCUUCAGUGAGGAAGCGUGGUCGUCUUACGUCACAGCAUAAGAGCGCUUCGCCGUCAAUCUCCAGCCACAAUGAACAAUUCCUCGGUUCUCUCGUAUCUCCUGCUGCUGGUAUUGGUGCACAGCUCCUUUGCCUCCAAGAUACUGGUCAUCGCACCAUCGCCUGCCAUAAGUCACCAGAAACCGUUUCAUACGCUAACUCAGGCUUUACUUCAACGAGGCCACGAGAUCACUUUUCUUACUACGAAUCCUCUAAAUCUUGGUCACGAGAAUCUAACGGAAAUUGACCUGGCUCCAGCUUAUAAACUUCAAAAUGAGGUUAAUUUUGUAGACUGGGCUUACAUGUCACCUGUGGAAACUCUGAACCUGAUUUGUGACCUAUGUUAUGACGUGGUUCGAGUGCAACUGAGUCAGCCAGCGGUACAGGAUUUUAUCAGGAGAAAACCCACUUUCGACCUGAUGAUCAUCGAGCGACUGUCGUACCAAGCCUACUACGGGAUGGCCCACUUGGUCGGAUCGCCUCCUCUGGUUGGUUUUGUGACGAUGACCAAUUUCGCACCCGUAUACCAUAUGUAUGGCAGUCCCAUGAACCCUGCCUAUCUGCCCGAUCUCUGGGUGGGAUUAUCUGAUCAUAUGACCUUCUGGCAACGUCUGUACAACACUUACUUCUAUCUAAGGCUCUAUUACAUGUGGUUCUGUCGAGUAAUCCCAGAACAGGAGAGCGUAAUGCGAGAAUUCUUCGGAACGGCACCACCACCAGUUUACGAGACGGAGUUCAACUUCAGCCUCCUCAUCACCAAUAACGACUUCUCCUUGGAGUACGCACGGCCGCUGACGCCAAACAUCAUUGAAAUCAAUGGCAUCCACGUACCGGUGGAAGUCGAACCGUUAUCUGAGGAUAUCCAGAAGUUCCUGGAUGGAGCAGAGCAUGGCGUGAUCUACUUCAGCCUCGGUUCGAACGUGAAAAGCACUAACCUCCCCCCUGAGAUGAUCCAGAACAUCCUGCAGGUAUUCAGACAGCUGCCACAGCGUGUCCUCUGGAAGUGGGAGAACGACUCGCUGCCUUCUCAGCCGGAGAACGUCAUGACCCGAAAGUGGCUGCAGCAGCCGUCUGUGCUGGCUCACCCGAAAGUCCGCCUUUUCAUAAUGCAGGGUGGUCUCCAGAGCUUGAACGAGGCCACGUACCAUGCGGUUCCAUUGGUGGUCAUCCCGGUCUUCUCUGACCAGCACCACAACGCUGCAAAGAUUGCACAGUCACGGAUUGGCGUCAGGUUGAAUAUUCAAGACGUCACGAAAGACACAUUUCUGCGUUCCAUACGUACGGUUCUGGAAGACACGACGUACAAGGAUAACAUGAAGAGGCUGUCGGCCGUGUUCCGCGAGCACAGGGCGGACUCCCUGGAGCGGGCGGUGUGGUGGGUGGAGUACGUGAUCCGCCACAGGGGGGCCCCACACCUGCGCAGCGCUGCCCUCGACCUGCACUGGUGGCAGCUGCUGCUGCUCGACGUGGUCGCCUUCCUGCUGGCUGUCGCCGCCCUCACACUCUACGUCGUCUACUUCGUCACGCGGCGGGCAGUCUCCUUCUUCAAAGGCAACAAACAGAAGCAGAAGCAGAAGAAGCAGUGAUCAACUGAAAGUGGAUUCCGUCAAAUCUUUCAUUAGGAACCGCAGACUCACCAAUAUUUCAAAAUGUGUGCUUCUCUGAGGAUAAUACUUCAGGAAUCACAGUCUAUACCAUCAAGUUAUGAAGAAGUUAUUUCAUGUCAUUGCAACAGUAUUCUAUUUAUAUUUAGAUGUAGUGUGUUGGAUUGUAUUGGAGUCAGUCGACUGUAGGAGCAUAAUUCCAAUUCCAGUCCUCAUUAGAAUAACAUGUUAUUAAUUUAAGUGGAUUACAAUCAUGUGCAUUUACAAUGGACAGAAAUAAAGUUUUAACGAUCACCCAUUUCCAGACAAACGGGUAAAUCGUGAUACACAUUAUGUAACCUUCCCCUCACUUAUCGACCUUAAUGACAGUGAAAAAUUAAACCGCAUGCACCUAAUGGAAAUUUGGGAAAAGCAAUCGUCACCGAAGUUAAUUUGUCGGUAAAGAGGGAGGAAAGGGUUACAUCUAAAUGAAAGGAAAAAUGCAAAUGAAAUUGGUGGAAAUUAAUUUUGAGAAAGGGGUAAAAUUAAUAAAGAAACUAAAUGUGUGGUCGUUACAUUAACAAUUAAUUGGCGUUAAUUAGAUAUUUGAGAUUUGGGGGAAAUUACGGUCGCCAGUCCUAUGGACAACUACUACAAUAACUGAAAAUGAAAGAUUAAUGCACAUAUAAUUAGCACUAAAGGCGUGGCAACUGAAGCUUGACACUUGUUGUGUGAAAACUGAAUGUUUGUCAGAAGUAAUAAGUUUCGCUACACUCUGACUUAAUUUAGCAAAAUAAAACCGGAAAAUUGAAAGUUAAUUUAGUGACUGAAAUUAAUAGUGAACUUUGUUUCUGAAGCACUACGAAAUUCAAUAAAAUAAGGCUAGUCUUGGGCUUCCUCAAUAAUCAUUUCAAAAGCUACUUGAAUCUACGCAAUUUAGAAAUAAGAGAUUUAAUUUUGAACUUGAAUUAAAUGGUUCGGAACAAUUAGCAAUAGUAAAAUUUAGUACGUACCAAGCUGAGCUGCAGUCAGAGGUAAGCUAAAA